This is a messenger RNA of Trichoderma aggressivum f. europaeum, 876 nucleotides long. RefSeq lists its product as uncharacterized. The coding region runs from base 1 to 876 and encodes 291 amino acids. Gene Ontology annotation, molecular function: carbonate dehydratase activity; zinc ion binding. The transcript has a single exon. The record is from RefSeq and is a predicted model, not a curated record. Lineage: Eukaryota; Fungi; Ascomycota; Sordariomycetes; Hypocreales; Hypocreaceae. Gene Ontology annotation, biological process: cellular response to oxidative stress; carbon utilization; cellular response to carbon dioxide. Gene Ontology annotation, cellular component: cytoplasm.
AUGAUUCCCUCUCGAGUCGGAGGCCAGCAUCUGCGCUUGGCCGCCUCCCGUCCUAAUCCUGGUUACCGGCCCUCCGUGAGCUUUAAGCCGGCUCGCCGCCCUGCCACUGGAGGCAGCCGAAACGUCUCGUCUUCCUCUUCCACUGGUGCUUCUGGUUCUGGCUCUGGUGCCCCCAACGCAAAGAUUCCUGCUCGUCUGCCCGGCAUGGCUGAAAACGACAACGACGUUGAGCGCUACCUGCGUGAAAACCACCAGCGUCUCUUUGAGAACAACAAGCAGUGGGCCGAUCAAAGGCUCAAGGAGGACCCCGAGUUCUUCACCAACCUGGCUGCUGGCCAGUCGCCCGAGUAUCUCUGGAUCGGAUGCAGCGAUUCUCGAAUCCCCGCCGAGGCAAUCACCGGCCUCCAGGCUGGCGAGGCCUUUGUCCACCGCAACAUUGCCAACCUGGUCAUCAGCACCGACCUCAACGUCAUGAGCGUCAUCAACUAUGCCGUGCGCCACCUCAAGGUCAAGCACAUUGUCGUCUGCGGCCACUACAGCUGCGGAGGUGUCAAGGCCGCCAUGACUCCCAAGGACAUGGGCCUGCUCAACCCCUGGCUGCGAAACAUUCGCGACGUCUACAGGCUCCACGAGAAGGAGCUUGAUGCCAUCAAGGAUGAGAAGAAGCGAUACGACCGUCUGGUCGAGCUCAACGUCGUCGAGCAGUGCCGCAACGUCAUCAAGACGGCCGAUGUCCAGCACUCCUUCGGGGAGAACCGAUAUCCCAUUGUUCACGGCUGGGUCUUCAACUUUGAGGAUGGCCGCAUCACCGACUUGAGCGUCGACAUGAAGAAGAUUCUCGGAGACAUUCAGAAGAUUUACAACUUGACCGAUUAA